AACAGUCGGAGCCAUGUGCAUGUGCUGCCGAUGGUGGGGCCAUGUUCUCGGCCGUGUUUUCUGACGAACUGGGUGAAGAUUACAAUGGGGCCCUGUCUGUGGUAGCGUCCAGGCGGCUUCUCCGUGAACAAGCAGCCCUCCAUCGGGAAGGCUUGGAAUUGCAGGGUGUUUUUCACCACUUCGAUGAAGCCAACCCCCACAAGGCUGCUGCCGUGGUGCUGGGCCCGGAUGAGACGCCGUAUGCCCGCUGCCCUUUUUUGUUCGAGUUCACCUUUCCGAACACUUAUCCUAUGAAACCUCCUCAUGCCAAGCUUUUGACUCGGGACGGGCGGGUGAGAUUUAAUCCGAACCUAUACGUGAAUGGGAAGGUUUGCCUUUCCAUCCUGGGUACUUGGGCUGGGCCUUCUUGGACGUCACUCAGUACAUUUCGAACUGUUUUGAUUUCGAUUCAAUCCCUCCUUUGUUCCAAUCCACUACAGAACGAGCCGGGGCACGAGCAUGAGACGAGCAGUGACUGUGAUUUGUAUGCAGCAAUGGUACGCUAUGAGAGCGUGGCUAUUGCAGCGCUGCAAUUGGGCAAAACUUUACCACCUUGCUUCGAGCCAUUGCGAGCACUCCUUGGUGGCAUCUUCCUGUGCAACUAUUCAGUCUACUGUGAGAUGCUCGCAGGGUUCGUCACAUGUGAGGGCCGCUUGGACAGGUGUCCAUUGUAUGGCUUCGUGACCAAGUAUGCGCCAAGACUUGUGCGCCAACAAUUGGACAGUUUGCAGGCCACCCUCCUGACUCAACCAGAAGCGGUGCAAAUGGCAGAUGAGCUACAACAUCAAGCUUUAGCACUCUGCAUGCCAGAAGCGUCAUCAGAAGAGUUGCCUACAGGAUCUGGAUCAGAAGCUUCGCAACCACUACGGCCAACCCAUGUAGCGCAUGGCCUGUGGCGAGUUGGCCCGGGCGCUCGAAGAUUUCUUCGACGUUGUUGCUUUCUGAGCCUCGUAACUGCUGGAGUUAGUGCCGCAGUUGGUGUGGCUAUUUCCUUUGCAGGGUCUUCUUUCCACGCACUGGAGUAGCUCAGUUUCACUGCUCAACAGGAGAAAGGUUGAAGAA
Messenger RNA from Durusdinium trenchii, 1101 nucleotides. NCBI's taxonomy places the organism in Eukaryota, Dinophyceae, Suessiales, Symbiodiniaceae. The record is from the annotation of a GenBank genome assembly.